AAUAAAGUUAUUAAUAUUUAUCUCAGUUUCCCUCCACAAAUAUUAAAAAGAUACAGUUUCAUUUUCUGUGGUUCAUAUGUCACCCUCCUCCUUCUCCAUCGCAUCCACCGUCUCUCCGGCUUCUCUUGCCGGAACUCUCGUAUCCAACUCUAAGACUGUUUUGGGUGGUAGUGGUAUAUAUUGGAAGAACUAUGAUGCUACCAAGACGAAUAGGAAUCUCAAGUACAGAGUUUGUUCUGUCUCUGGAGGGUCUAACACAUCUGUGGAGAAUGUACCUUUUCCUCGUGAUUACUUCGAGCUCAUUAACCAAUGGAUAUGUUGCAUGAAAAAAAUACAGGCCAAACAAGCAGUUGAAUUGGCUUUGAAGGACGAGAAACAGUUGAUGGAAAUUGAGUUCCCAACGUCUGGUCUUGCAUCUGUGCCAGGUGAUGGUGAAGGAGCCACAGAGAUGACAGAGAGUAUGAAUAUGAUACACCAGUUUUGUGACCGCCUUAUAUCUCCUGAAAAGGCUCGAACCACAAGAAUUUUCUUCCCGGAGGCAAACGAAGUCAAAUUUGCUAAAAAAAAUGUCUUUGAAGGAACUUACUUUAAACUGGACUAUCUGACAAAACCUUCUCUUUUUGAGGACUUUGGUUUCUUUGAAAGAGUAAAGAUGUCGGAUCGAGUGAAGCCUGAAGACGAACUGUUCCUUGUUGCAUACCCUUAUUUUAAUGUCAACGAGAUGCUUGUAGUGGAAGAGCUGUACAAGGAAGCUGUUGUGAACACUGACCGAAAACUAAUCAUCUUCAAUGGAGAACUUGACCGCAUACGUUCAGGCUACUAUCCAAAGUUCUUUUACCCAAAACUGGGUGCACUGACCGAGACACUUCUUCCCAAGAUGGAGACAGUUUACUACAUCCACAACUUCAAAGGACAGAAAGGAGGUGUCCUUUUCAGAUGCUACCCCGGUCCAUGGCAAGUCCUGAGAAGAACAAGAAACAAGUGCGUCUGUGUUCACCAGCAAGAAUCCAUGCCUUCUCUCAAGGAAGUUGCCCUAAACAUUCUUGCCUCUGCUUGAGUUACAUUCUUGUACUUAAAACUUCUUCAUGUAUUCACAUACUGUAUAGUAGUGUAUAUUAAAGUUCUAUAUGGGUUAUUUGUCAUCCAUAAUUGUAUAAUGUGAGUAUUUAACUUCGGAUU
Messenger RNA from Brassica oleracea var. oleracea, 1179 nucleotides. Its product is annotated as protein LOW PSII ACCUMULATION 3, chloroplastic. The coding region runs from base 77 to 1057 and encodes 326 amino acids. The record is from RefSeq and is a predicted model, not a curated record. The transcript has 9 exons. Lineage: Eukaryota; Viridiplantae; Streptophyta; Magnoliopsida; Brassicales; Brassicaceae.